Messenger RNA from Trametes versicolor FP-101664 SS1, 1844 nucleotides. RefSeq names its product FAD-linked oxidoreductase. The transcript has 7 exons. The coding region runs from base 687 to 1799 and encodes 370 amino acids. The record is from RefSeq and is a predicted model, not a curated record. NCBI's taxonomy places the organism in Eukaryota, Fungi, Basidiomycota, Agaricomycetes, Polyporales, Polyporaceae. Gene Ontology annotation, cellular component: mitochondrion. Gene Ontology annotation, molecular function: FAD binding; proline dehydrogenase activity.
GCGCGCGCGGGCGAUAGGCACCUCGGCGGCAUCUGGUGGGAGUGCCCCGCGAUCGCGGCUUUUCAGCCUGCGCCGUCUGACUGCGCUCGGGCUCGCGUCGAGCGUGGCUUUGGGGGCGUCGAUCUUCGUGCAGGAUGCACGCGCAGGCACCGCUGCGACCUCGGGGGCGAACACCGCCAGUAGCAGCAGCAAGAGAAGCGAUCUGCCGCCGACUCCACUCUCCGAGCUUUUCCGGACGUACGUCGUAUUCGCGUUCUGCUCGGUGCCGACGCUGGUGGAGUGGGCCCCGGCGAUACUCGCCGCGCUCACUGCGGUGCCGGGCGUGCGGCAGGUGACGGAGGCGGCCGUGCGCGCGACGUUCUUCGAUCAGUUCGUGGGCGGCGACACGGCCGAGGACGCGUUCCCGCUGAUCGAGGGGCUGCGCGCGCAGAACACGGGGUGCCUGUUCGCGUACAGCGUGGAGGUGGACCAGGCGGAGGCGUCGGGGCACGCGAAGGAGGGUAAGCAUACGGGGGAGGCGGCGGCGCACAAGCAGGUCGUGGCCGAGACGCUGCAUUGCAUCGACGUCGCUGCGGGGUUCGAGGAUAGGUACACGGCGGGGAGCGUGAAGGGCAGGCGGACGUGGGUCGCGAUCAAGCUGGUACGUGCCUCUUGAGAUAUAAUGUGCGUAUUCAUUGGCGCGACGAAUGACUGACGAUGCGGUGGUGCAGAGCGCGAUGGUCCCGAACGCAGAGAUCCUGCGCAAGUUCUCGAAGUACCUCCUGGACACGCGUCCGCAGAUCAGUACUGCCGUCGCGUUUCCCGGAUGCCCGCUUCCGACGGACUUGGACGUGCUGGCUGCGCCCAGCAAGGCCUCUGGACCACUCACGGACGUAGAUAUCGCGGCGCUAAGGGAGCUGCGCGAGGACCUGGUCGCGAUUUGCACGCGCGCGAAGGAGAGAGGGGUGCGGCUUAUAUUCGAUGCCGAGUACAGCUGGUACGAGCCUGCGAUAGAUGCGUUCACCUUGGACAUGAUGCGCAAGUUUAAUAAGCUGCCUGCACGGCCGACAUCAUCGUGGUUUGGUACAAGGAGGCCGGAGCCUGCGACAGUACAGCCACUCAUAUACGCAACCUACCAAGCCUACCUCCGACGGACACCCGAGUAUCUCGCGCAGAGCAUCGCCGCGGCGCGCAAAGAGGGCUACGCGCUCGGUGUAAAGCUCGUGCGCGGGGCGUACCACCCACACGAGCUCGUCGCGCACCCCUCCACGAGCGCGACGGUGGACGCGUCGCUCGCGUCGCCCGCCAUGUCCACCUCGCUCUCGAUCUCGCCCGACCCCGUGCCGCCCGUGUGGACGGCGAAGGCGGACACGGACGCCCGGUACAACGCGGGCGUGCGCGCGCUCGUCGCGGCCGUCAGGGAGGACGUCGCGCGCGGGGGCCAGCUAGGGCUCGGGGUGCUGUUUGGGACGCAUAAUUGGGAGAGCGCGGGGUUGAUCGUGGAUGAGCUCGUUAGGCAGGGACUGGCAGUAAAGGUGGAGGGCGAGGGCGGGGUGGUGGCGGUGGGGGACGAGGUUGCCGAGAGGGUGACGCUUGGGCAGCUGUAUGGUAUGACGGCCGCGCUGACCGGCCACCUCGUCGAUCGGGUCCGCUCCUCGUCGCCCUUCGUCAUCAAGUACAUCCCGUACGGUCGUCUGUCCGAGGUGAUGCCGUAUUUGAGCCGGCGGGCGAUCGAGAACAAGUCGGUGCUGGGUAAUGGCGCAGCGGAGGAUGAGCGCCGCAGGGCGGCGGCGGAGAUCUGGACUCGGAUUAUUGGGUGAGCGCAUUAGUGUAUAGUGUUGUCAUGUUGUAUGUAUGCUUGGGUG